ACACAUGAGAGCCUGUUACAAGAGCAACAUUUCCACAGUGCUCUUUCCUCUUUCUUGCUGGUUCCAUCGCAAAAAAAGAAGCUUGAAUACUUUGCAAAACAAAUGCGCAAUAAAGUCCCAAGUCCACACAAUGUGAUUGGGGAAUCUGUUGCGUUUCGCUGCCCCUUUUUAUUUCGAAUCGCGCACCAAAAACGAACCAUUUCCUGAAUCAGUCAUGUGGUACGGCCGGCUCGCGAGGCUUCGAACGGCAUCACAUACGUCAUCGAUACAAGCCUCGAUAGGCGCUUCACAAAGAUCUUCCUGGAUUACUCGACAAACGUUCGAAGGCUCGACACGAAAGGACACAUCACCACCCACCAGAGUCCGGAUGUGUGGACACACUUGUUGAAGUGGACUUUGUACAAAGUUAAACCUCAGACUCACGAAGCUAGCGUCGCGUGCUAGGAGGAAGUAGCCGGAGAGGAACUCGGCCACACAGCGCGAGUCGCAGUGACUCUUCAUAGAGACUAAACGGUGUGUUUCAUCGACCCACAAUGUCCACGUGAACCUGUCUGAAUGGACUCUGUGUUGUUCCGCUUCAUUGAAAACGUCCGGAUUGUCUCCUGGUGUCCUGUGGAGCUCAUGACGUCAGCGUUUCAGCAGGAGGAAGACGGACCCGAACGGACCCGAGCGAUACCGAACAGGGCCGAGUGAGCGACGCGUUUUUAACGGAGUUGUCUGGAGGAAACGUUUUCUGAAAAUGUCUAAAGUCCGACAGCUGAGAUGUUUAGUCAACCAGCGACUAACUGCGGCUGCUGAAGAGAUAUUUGAUCUGUUUGAAAGAACGAUAGCAGAAUAUGAGGAGGAACUUUCUAGUUCAAAAGAGGAGAACGAGCGACACCGGAAACUACUGGACGCUGUGUUCAACCCGGAAUUCCGCAUACAAAGAGCAGACGUCCAGCAGCUGUUGGUGCUUCAACAAGAGGUUCCCUCUGAGCAACAGGUGUGGAGCUCCAGUCUGGACCAGGAGGACCCAAAGCCCCCACACAUUAAAGAGGAACAGGAGAACCAGGAGAAUCCACACAUUAAAGAGGAACAGGAGGACCAGGAGGACCAGGAGGACCAGGAGGACCCAGAGCCCACACGCAUUAAAGAAGACCAGGAAGAACUUUGGACCAGUCAGGAGGGAGAGCACCUUCCAGGGCUGGAGGAGGCUGGGUUCACGUUCUCAUUCACUCCUGUGAAGAGUGAAGAGUGAAGAUGAGGAAGAGGAAGCUCAUUCCUCACAGCUUUAUCAAAGACAAACUGGAAAUAUGGAAACAGAUGCUGAUGGAGCAGAUUGUGGAGGACCAGAACCAGACAGGAACUCA
Molecule: messenger RNA, 1349 nt
Organism: Cyclopterus lumpus (lumpfish)
Lineage: Eukaryota; Metazoa; Chordata; Actinopteri; Perciformes; Cyclopteridae
Product: rho GTPase-activating protein gacV-like
Exons: 3
Coding region: 740-1237 (165 amino acids)
Source: RefSeq, a predicted model, not a curated record